UUCAACAGACAUCUCGAUUUUUAGGAAGAAACAUCAACAGCACUUCUCUCUUAAAUUAAUCAACAUUUAGGAAAAUAUAGAUAUUUUUACUUUGGAUUUAUAACCAAAAGGCCUUCCACUGAAGAUCAAUGUUGGUCAGGCCAAAAACCAGUGGAUUUCAUCAUGCUCCAGUAACAAAAGGACUUCUAUUGCUAAAUGGGUCAGCAUCUUUGUUGAAUAUCUUGCUUGCAUCAUCUUCAAUAAAAAGAUUGAUCCCAAGUUAUGAAUGGAUUGAGGUUGUACAUCAUUUAAAGAUAUUUCAUGCCCUUAGCUCCACUAUAUAUUUCUCCAAUGCAAGGGAUCUUCUAUGUGGUUCCUUUCUUCUUUAUACUUUUCGCAUUUUUGAGAGACGAUAUGGGUCAAGAAAAUUUGCUUCAUACGUUUUUGCAAGCACAAUCAUGACAGUAGGAUUGCAAUUGAUCGCUGUUUACRUCAUAAAGUACCUGGGACAUGACCCUGGUCCAAUACCAUCUGGACUGUAUGGUGUUGUUUUUGCCAGUCUUGUACAAUAUUUCUUUGAUAUUCCAACUGUUGAUGCUAUAACAUUUCUCAGCAUUCCAAUAUCAGGCAAAGUAUUAUGCUAUUCUGUGGCUUUUCAGAUGCUACUAGGAAGUAAAGAGUCUUUGUUAGCUGGAGCAUGUGGAAUGGUUGCUGGACUUAUUUACAAAUUAAAUGUUGCAUAUGUUCGGUCAUGGCUCAAGAUACCAAAUGCUUUGACGGAUAUCUUGUCAAGGACAGUAAGCUGGAUGUUUGUUGGUGAUGAUGAACCAAGUCCUCCUACUGUCAUGGGAGCCACACUUGAGAUCCAGGAACAGCAACAAAUGGAAUGGUAUGAGCAGCAGUUAUGGAGAAGAACUGCAACUGCUAACAUGGGUCGUACCAGGACAAGAUCAAGAACUGGUCAAGGCUAUGCUGAGGUAAUGGUGCCCCAGGCAGCAGGUCUAAGAGAAUGGCUGAUGGGAGCCGAUGAAAACCAGGACACAUCAAACUUUGAUUGGCAAGCAAUGAUGAAUCAUCAUAACAAUGGGGGUGACACACCCCAGCAACCAACUGUGGAGGUGUCAGAAGACCAGGUCCAAACUUUAGUUGACAUGGGAUUCUCAAGACAAGACGUCCUUCAUGCUCUUAGUGUUUCAAAUAAUGACAUGAAUAAUGCAACAUCAAUUCUAUUGUCACAUUCUUCUUAAUUAUAUUCUUAAUGUCUAUCUAAAUUUUAAUAGAAUAUCUGUAAAUAGAAGGAAUAUGUACAUUUUCACUACCUUCAAAAUAGGUCAAGAUGGAUUAGAUUUUCUUGCAUGGAAGCUGGAUAAGCUUAUUGACAAUAAAUAUCAACUGACAUAUUGUCA
Molecule: messenger RNA, 1385 nt
Organism: Exaiptasia diaphana
Lineage: Eukaryota; Metazoa; Cnidaria; Anthozoa; Actiniaria; Aiptasiidae
Product: ubiquitin-associated domain-containing protein 2
Exons: 9
Coding region: 129-1226 (365 amino acids)
Cellular component (GO): membrane
Molecular function (GO): protein binding; serine-type endopeptidase activity
Source: RefSeq, a predicted model, not a curated record